GUUUCGCUACACACAUACAAAAAAAAUUAAUGAAAUUCAUUAUCAUAGUUUUGACAACUUUGCUUUCAGCUGAAAUUGGGCAUAAUAGAAGAAAAAUUACUGAAAACCAUGAUACGUUUUAUUCUUAUACAAAAUCGCGCUGGGAAGACCCGCUUAGCCAAGUGGUAUAUGAAUUUCGAUGAUGACGAGAAGCAAAAACUAAUUGAGGAGGUACAUGCAGUGGUGACAGUUCGAGAUGCAAAACAUACUAAUUUUGUUGAGUUCCGUAACUUCAAGAUUGUCUACCGUCGUUACGCUGGUCUCUAUUUCUGCAUAUGUGUCGAUGUUAACGACAACAACUUGUGCUAUUUGGAAGCUAUACAUAAUUUCGUAGAAGUUCUUAAUGAAUAUUUCCACAAUGUUUGUGAAUUGGAUUUGGUGUUUAACUUUUAUAAAGUUUACACAGUAGUUGAUGAAAUGUUCUUAGCUGGCGAAAUUCGAGAAACAUCACAAACAAAGGUUCUGAAACAAUUAUUAACGCUCAACUCACUGGAAUAAAAAUCUGUUGCCGUCUAUGCAUUCCAUUUUAUAUUUUUAUUAUAUUCCAAAAACGUUGAUAAGAGCUCAAUACUAAACUGGUCCGAUGGUUACCAAGAUAAAUGAGUAAGGGCGUAAUUGUAUUCAUCGGUUCUCGAAUUUCUUUUCAUAUGUAAUCUUUCAUUAUUAUCACAUUGCUCUUUUUAGCAAAGUAAUUAGUAUUUGUUGAAGUGCUUGUAAAGUUAUUGUAAAAAUAAUGUAAGUAAACGUGUAUUACGACUAUGAUUACACUCAACCUCACACUGAUAUUCAAAUAAAGAAAUAUAAGUUAAUAAAAUACAUAUAUUUAAAUUAUGUUAACCGAAA
Molecule: messenger RNA, 882 nt
Organism: Ceratitis capitata (Mediterranean fruit fly)
Lineage: Eukaryota; Metazoa; Arthropoda; Insecta; Diptera; Tephritidae
Gene: AP-2sigma
Product: AP-2 complex subunit sigma
Exons: 3
Coding region: 109-537 (142 amino acids)
Biological process (GO): intracellular protein transport; clathrin-dependent endocytosis
Cellular component (GO): AP-2 adaptor complex; intracellular membrane-bounded organelle; membrane coat
Molecular function (GO): clathrin-cargo adaptor activity
Source: RefSeq, a predicted model, not a curated record